CUUUCUGAUGUUGUUCUUAGAUUGCAAAAAAUCCCCAAUUCUCAGAAGGAACCCUAUUCUGAUGCUCGAUUAAUAAUUCCAUAUGAAUGGGAAAUGAAAAACGCGAACACCACUCCAGUCGCCGGAACAAAUCCAGUUCCGCCGCCGUCCGCCGCGGCUGAGGACGACGACGACAAAGCCAGGUGCGACUGGAAUUUCAACCUCUCCGCCGUUGUCGCCGCUUCUCCGACGGGAUCCUCCGACGCCAUUGGAGUCGUCGAGUUCGACCACAGGAAUUCCCUCUUCGCCACCGGCGGAAUCGCCCGGAAAAUCAGAAUUUACAGCCUGCGGAAAUUAGUCGGAGAACAUUCCGGCGAGAGGAAUACGACCGAAACGACGUCGUUUUUAGACCACACCGCUGCAUGCGAGUACUAUAUCUGUACGCCGGCGAGGCUCAGCAGCCUGAAGUGGAAGCCCGGGUCGGGUUCCCGGGUCGUCGGAUCCGGGGACUACGACGGCGUGGUGAUGGAGUACGACCUGGAAAAACGGGUCGCCGUAUUCGAGCGGGACGAGCAUGGCGGGCGGCGGGUAUGGAGCAUGGACUAUUCGUAUUCGGAUCCAAAUUUAGGCGGGUCCGGGUCGGACGACGGGACCAUGCAAAUGUGGGACGCCCGUUGCGGGGGCUCGCUCGCGCCGGUCCGUCCGGACCGGGCCGGUGCGAGCCCGGUCUGCAGCGUGGAAUUCAACCCGUUCGGCGGGCAUCUCGUGGCCGUCGGAUGCGCGGACAGCAGGAUCUACGGCUACGAUUCGCGGAGGGCGGCUGAGCCGGUUUUCGUGCUCGGCGGCCACCGGAAAGCCGUGACGUACACGAAGUUUCUCGACGGCGGGACGAUCGUGUCGGCGGCGACCGACGGGUGUCUGAUGAUGUGGCAGUCGGAAAAUCAGAGCCGUCCGAUUAGGACGUACAGAGGACACGUGAACAGCCGGAGAUUCGUGGGGCUGUCGGCUUGGAGAGACGGCGGCUUGUUGAGCUGCGGCUCGGAGGACAACAGAGUGUUUGUGUACGAUAAGAGAUGGGGCGACCCGAUUUGGGUCCGCGGGUUCGGGGAAUCGGCGGCGGCGGAGGACGGCGGCCGGAGUUUUGUGAGCGGCAUUUGCUGGCGGCAGAGCGGGGAGGAGCGGCGGUGCACGCUGGUCGCCGGCGGGUCGGACGGCGCGCUGCAGGUGUUUGAGGGGGAAGAAAGGAAGGGAUAGAACAAUUUUUAUUUUUAUUUUUAUUUUUUUGAGGGGGAUUUAAUUAAUUUAUUAUUGCAAUCAAAACUAAUUAAAAUUGGUUGAAUUGUUACUUCAAAUUUUUAACUGAAUUGAAUACAGUGACAGAGUGUCUUGUGGUC
Messenger RNA from Andrographis paniculata, 1373 nucleotides. Its product is annotated as WD repeat-containing protein RUP2. Lineage: Eukaryota; Viridiplantae; Streptophyta; Magnoliopsida; Lamiales; Acanthaceae. Gene Ontology annotation, molecular function: protein binding. Bases 94 to 1233 code for a protein of 379 amino acids. Gene Ontology annotation, biological process: response to UV-B. The transcript has a single exon. The record is from RefSeq and is a predicted model, not a curated record.